Molecule: messenger RNA, 1027 nt
Organism: Sinocyclocheilus anshuiensis
Lineage: Eukaryota; Metazoa; Chordata; Actinopteri; Cypriniformes; Cyprinidae
Product: BTB/POZ domain-containing protein KCTD5-like
Exons: 6
Coding region: 257-1027 (256 amino acids)
Biological process (GO): proteasome-mediated ubiquitin-dependent protein catabolic process; protein homooligomerization
Cellular component (GO): Cul3-RING ubiquitin ligase complex; cytoplasm
Molecular function (GO): cullin family protein binding
Source: RefSeq, a predicted model, not a curated record
GUGAUAUGAGUCUCACUCAUAAUAUUUGUAGCUUAUAUGGGUCGUUUGUAUAAACAAAACGGAUCGGUGUAGCGGUUUUUGGGAAUUGUAAGCUAUGUCGCCUCGCGUGCGCGUUACUAAGACACCGCAACGCUUUUGUCGUCAUUAUCAGCGCGUGUAAACCGCGCGUGUUUAGCGUAACAGCGCCGUGCGGAGCGCUAAAUAAAGGCAUUUAGUGUCUGAUCAAGACGGAACUGACUGUUUGUGCUGCGAAAAUAUGGCAGAGUUGCACAUUGAGCCCAACGCGACUGGCAUCAUCGAGCAGACCGAGCAUUGUGAAAUCAGAGGCUCCGUGAACGUGAGACUCCCCUCGCCUACACUGCUGAUUCCGCCCCGGAGUGGCUUGUCCAGUCCAGGGGUCUCCGGCUUGGGUUUCCCAAGGAAGAGCAACCCCACUUCCCCAUCACCAGAAGCCACAGAGAAACCAGGAUCUCGGUGGGCUCGGCUCAAUGUCGGGGGAACCUACUUUGUUACAACCAAACAGACCCUGUGCAGGGAUCCUAAAUCGUUUCUGUAUCGAUUAUGUCAGGAAGAUCCAGAUCUGGAUUCGGAUAAGGAUGAGACAGGAGCAUAUUUGAUUGACAGGGAUCCCACAUAUUUCGGACCCAUCUUGAACUACUUGAGGCAUGGGAAGUUGAUCAUCAACAAGAACCUUGCUGAGGAGGGUGUUCUAGAGGAAGCAGAAUUUUACAACAUUGCGUCACUUGUGAGGCUGGUGAAGGAGAGAAUACAAGACAAUGAAAACAGAACAUCUCAGGGCCCUGUGAAGCAUGUGUAUCGUGUAUUACAAUGUCAAGAAGAGGAGCUCACUCAGAUGGUUUCCACCAUGUCAGACGGAUGGAAGUUUGAACAGCUCAUAAGUAUCGGCUCCUCCUAUAACUAUGGCAACGAGGACCAGGCCGAAUUCCUGUGCGUCGUUUCCCGGGAGCUCAACAACUCCACUAACAGAAUUGUUAUCGAGCCCACCGAGAAGGCUAAGCAUCAGUGA